Molecule: messenger RNA, 2486 nt
Organism: Nelumbo nucifera (sacred lotus)
Lineage: Eukaryota; Viridiplantae; Streptophyta; Magnoliopsida; Proteales; Nelumbonaceae
Product: protein NRT1/ PTR FAMILY 2.9-like
Biological process (GO): transmembrane transport
Cellular component (GO): membrane
Molecular function (GO): transmembrane transporter activity
Source: RefSeq, a predicted model, not a curated record
UUUGCAAAUUGCAAUAGAUAAUGUCUCUGGCGAAAGACUGGCUUAAAUACUAGAACACUGAAGAAUCUCAAGGAGGGACGAACAGAGUUCUUCCCCGUGAGAAUCAUGGAGAAGAACCAGCGGCAUGUUUCUACAACUGAUGAUGAGCCCAAGAUCAAAUACAGAGGAAUUAAUGCCAUGCCCUUUAUAAUAGGGAACGAGACCUUCGAGAAGCUGGGAACCCUCGGCACCUUAUCCAACCUCAUGGUCUACCUCACCACUGUCUUCAACCUGAAAAGAGUGUCGGCGGCGACGCUCAUCAACGUCUUCAAUGGUACCACAAACUUGGCCACCUUGAUUGGAGCUUUCCUCUCAGACACCUACUUUGGACGUUACAAGACGCUCGGAUUCGCUUGCGUUUCUUCCUUCGCGGGGUUGCUUGUCAUAACGCUAACCGCAGCCAUUUCCAAAUUGCACCCUCCACACUGUGGGAAAAAUGAGACGGGACAUUGCGUCCGACCGACGGGAGGGCAAAUGAUGUUCCUACUAAGCGGGUUUGGGCUCCUAGUGAUCGGAGCCGGCGGUAUCCGGCCAUGUAACUUAGCCUUUGGAGCCGAUCAGUUCAAUCCGAACACUGAAUCAGGAAAAAGGGGCAUCAACAGCUUCUUCAAUUGGUACUACUUCACCUUCACCUUCGCCAUGAUGGCGUCCUUAACUGCCAUCGUCUACGUGCAGUCCGACGUGAGCUGGGCCAUUGGAUUAGGGAUCCCUGCAUUUCUCAUGUUCUCAUCCUGCGUACUCUUCUUCAUGGGUUCGAGAAUCUACGUGAAGGUGAGACCAGAGGGGAGUCCCUUGACAUGUGUGGUACAGGUCAUAGUGGCUGCAACUAAGAAACGAAGGUUGAAGCUGCCAGAAAACCCAUCCCUCUCCCUCUUCAACCAUCUUCCCGCUGGUUCUCUCAACUCCCAUCUUCCUCACACAGAGCAAUUCAGUUUCCUGGACAAAGCCGCGAUCAUAACCCUUGAUGACCAGAUCAACUCAGAUGGUUCAGCCAUGGACCCAUGGAGGCUUUGCAGAAUGCAGCAAGUGGAGGAGGUGAAAUGUCUAAUAAGAAUAUUCCCCAUAUGGGCCUCAGGCAUCCUCUACUAUGCAGCCAUCGUCCAACAACAUACUUACGGAGUCAUCCAAGCCCUUCAGUCUGAUAGACGCCUCCGGGGGACCCACUUCGAGGUCCCAGCAGCUUCCUACAUUGUGUUUGCCAUGAUUAGCCUCACCAUCUGGCUACCCCUCUAUGACCGCAUCAUAGUCCCCACCCUCCGAAGGUUUACAGGCAAAGAAGGUGGCAUUACACAACUCCAGAGGAUGGGAGUCGGAGUUGUUCUCUCAGUUCUUACCAUGGUUUUGUCUGCCUUGGUGGAAGAGAGGAGAAGGACCUUAGCUCUUACCUAUCCAACGCUAGGCAUUGCUUCAGGAGGAGGAGGCGCUAUUUCAUCCAUGUCCGGAUUGUGGUUGAUCCCUCAGCUCGCACUUGCCGGCAUCACUGAAGCAUUUGGCUCGAUUGGCCAAAUCGAAUUCUACUACAAACAGUUCCCAGAGAACAUGAGAAGCAUUGCAGGGUCUAUGUUCUUCUGUGUCAUGGCAGGGGCGAGUUACUUGAGUGGUCUCUUGGUGUCCGUAGUUCACAAGGUCACGGCCAGAGCUGCAACCGGAAAUUGGUUGCCGGAGGAUCUUAACGAGGGAAGGUUGGACUACUUUUAUUUCUUGGUUGCUGCCUUAGGGACCCUAAAUUUUGGGUAUUUUCUGAUAUGCGCUAGGUGGUAUAGAUACAAGGGUACUACGGGUGACAGUAUCACCCUUGAGCUAGCCACGGAAACAAAACAACCUAACAAAUCUUCUGUUUGAAUUACAGUGCAACUACCACCGAUCUAGUUCACUUCUGUUACUUAUCCUGUGUUUACCGAAAAAUAUUUAUAUAUAUAUAUCACUUCUGUUACAGUUAGCUACGUUCUAGUCUUGGGCUGCUGCUGCGAAUGAGGAGGCUCCACGUAUAGUUCACUUUUGAAGUAGUACUCCAUGUUAAGAUGUUAACAUCAACCACUUUCUCUACUAUUGGUCUGUACGGAUCCCAUGUGGAGUUUCUUCAUUCCUGUCAACAGCCCGAGCUAAAAUCAGGUCACWUGCAGCAAAAGUGAGCUCUAGUUGGCCGUAUUUCCAACUGCCCAUAAGGUGGAAUUUCUUUUUUUUUUUUUUUGUAAGGUGGAGUUUCUUGAAUUUAGAUCAAAAGGGGUUUGUAUUUUUGUUGGUGAAAGCUUUUGAGCAUAAUACAUAGACAAAAGACAAAAUAUAAAAGCUUUUGAAAUUUGUAAUAUUAUGUCUUUUUAGUGCAAUUUCUGCCUUACGCUCAAAUACAUCAGUUUUUACAUGGGUCAUUAUUGCCUGUUGGCCCAAUUAUGUUUCUAGUCAAUGAUUUUGAAUGAGAUACAGAACUGCUAGUGAUGGUUGUGGUU